UUGGAUUUCCUCAGGUCUGGUUUAACUGAGAGCAAAGAGGAGCAAAACGUGGCGGAUUCGGUGACCCCUCGGCUGUGACCAGAGGCGCACAAAGAAUUAGGGCAAGGAAAUGCGUGAAUAUAAAAUAGUGGUGUUGGGCAGUGGAGGUGUAGGCAAGUCCGCCCUCACUGUCCAGUUCGUGCAAGGAAUCUUCGUGGAGAAGUACGAUCCAACGAUCGAGGACAGCUACCGCAAACAGGUCGAGGUCGACGGUCAACAAUGUAUGUUAGAAAUCCUAGACACAGCCGGAACGGAACAAUUCACAGCCAUGAGGGACCUUUACAUGAAAAAUGGCCAGGGAUUCGUGUUAGUAUACUCGAUAACGGCACAGUCGACGUUCAACGACCUGCAGGACCUCAGGGAACAGAUCUUGCGGGUGAAGGACACAGAUGACGUACCGAUGGUGCUGGUUGGCAACAAGUGUGACUUGGAGGACGAGAGGGUAGUGGGCAAAGACCAGGGCGUCAACCUUGCCCGGCAAUUUAACUGUGCGUUCAUGGAGACCUCUGCCAAAGCCAAAAUUAAUGUUAACGAUAUCUUCUACGACCUGGUGCGACAAAUCAACAAAAAGUCGCCAGAGAAGAAGAUGAAGCAGAAAAAGAAAUCGCUGUGCCUACUUCUGUAAGGUAGAUCUAGCAGAAGCCCGUAUACUCCUGCAUGAAACAAAUUCACAAAUAACCAAGGGGACAAAAUAAAAAUAUAUAUAUAUAUAUCAACCGACAACAACCAGCAACAAAUCCGGACACAACCAGCGGAUGAUACAGGGGUUCACAGACGAUCAUUGAGUAAAACUGGAAGCUAGUUGACAAGAAGGAAGGGGAGGGAUGUUUGACAGAAUUAUAAAUAGUGGAAAAUAGACACGAAAUGGAGAACAUGUGAGAAUGGGGUCGUAGAACACCAGAAAAAAGAAGAGAAGGGAACGAAGAAGGUGACAAUGAAAGACAGGGGCAAGAAAAAAAAGUGUGUGAAAGAAGGAGAGAAUGGAAAAGUUGGAGAGAAUAUUAUACAAAUAGGGAGAGAGAGUGAGAGAGAGAGAGAUAAAGAGGUGGGAAUAUAUACAGCGAGUAAAAUAAUAAAAAAAUAGAAAAGGAAAAAAGAAAAAACUAAUAAUGUUGUACAUAUGUUGGUCCCGGGGUGGUUCGUGUGCACGCGCAAACAAAGAGGCGCACAAAGAGGUUUUUUUUUAGUGUUAACGAAACCCCGUGGCAUCGGUUAUCAUUAUAGUAGGAGUUUUUCAUUAAUGAAUAAAUAA
Messenger RNA from Frieseomelitta varia, 1291 nucleotides. RefSeq names its product ras-related protein Rap1 (gene Rap1). Gene Ontology annotation, molecular function: GTPase activity; GDP binding; GTP binding. The coding region runs from base 110 to 664 and encodes 184 amino acids. The record is from RefSeq and is a predicted model, not a curated record. Lineage: Eukaryota; Metazoa; Arthropoda; Insecta; Hymenoptera; Apidae. Gene Ontology annotation, biological process: negative regulation of synaptic vesicle exocytosis; Rap protein signal transduction; cellular response to cAMP. Gene Ontology annotation, cellular component: plasma membrane. The transcript has 5 exons.